AUGGCAGUAUCAAAGCCACCUGCGAACGAACAGUCCAGUAGUGCUGCACAAACACCGCGCAGAGAUCCAAGACACCUCACCAACCUCGGGGACAUCCUGUCAUGUCUCUCGUAUUACCAGUCAGAAGAGGCCGAGCUGUCCGCUUCUCUGACUGAGGUGCUUUCAGAUCGCGACUCCAUAACAGAGUCCCUCCAACUGUUCCAGUCACUCAUCCCGUCCUUGGAAGACCUCCAUGGCGAGUCUAGCCGCCUUGUCGACAAGGUGUCAUCUACUGCCCGCACUGCAGAGCGCGUAGGCGGGCGUGUCAAGGCCCUGGAUCAAGAAAUGGGCCGCAUUUCACAGGCAGUAGACCGGGUUGGACAAGUUAUGGAACUCAAAUCUUCUCUCAUGCAACUGCAGGCAUGCAUUGAAACUCAAGAUUGGGAGUCAGCAACCAGACAUUGUGCUAGGGCCAUGAUGCUCCCUCCAGAAGUCAUCUCUGGCCCUUUUGCUGAAGCUGUAGUGCCAACAGUUGAAAACCAUCUCCCACCAUCCCAGACUCUUCAGAUUGCAAGAGAACAGUUGUUGUCAGUCUUCUUGAAACAGUUCGCUCAUGCUUCUCGUUCCCGCGAUGCUGCCGCCACGAGCCGCUACUUCAAGCUUUUCCCACUAAUCGGGUGGGAGGCAGAAGGUCUGACAGCGUACGCAUCCUUUGUCGUUGACCUGGUCCGGGUUAGGGCACCGACUUCUGCAAACAUUGCUUCUCCGCUGUACCACGUCACGGUUCUUACUGCACUCUUUGAGAAUGUGGCGAUGAUAGUGGACCAGCACCAACCAGUGGUUGAGAAGUACUAUGGAAAAGGGAAAAUGCAAAGUGUCGUCGAACAACUACUGGAAGAGUGUGAUCGCGUAGUGCAAAGUACCCUAUCUAGUUGGCGAGAAGACCGGUCCAUUGGGAAGAAGUUAUCGGUCAUAGGAAGUUCCCCACUCGCAUUGAACACUCUUCGCAAACAGCACUCGAAUACUGCUAAUGAGGAGGAUAGCCCUAAUCCACGUGAGAUUGAUAAGAUCUUGUCUGAGAUAGCUGGAAUGUGUGGUCGUUGGAGUUUGUUCCGAAAAUUUCUCGUGGAACAACUACAGGAAUUUUCUGAGGACCUUUCGAAAGUCCCUGAAGGAAACGGGGACCCCCGCAACUCAAUGCAACUUUCCGAGCAAGUCCGCUUAUUGGAGAAUACUUCUUCGCAGAAAGACUUUGAUGAAUUGCUUUCCUCUUGCUACAUCCCGUUGGAGAUCUGGUAUAUUCGCGCAAUUAUAGACAAAGCUCACCGACUUUCCACAUGUGAUUUUUCACAAGCUCCCCCAGUUACCACUGCACCCGAUGACGUUUUCUACAUGCUCAAAACUGUCUAUACUCGAUUGCUUUCAGCUGGCUCCCUCAAAACUGUCGAAAGCACCACAGCCAUCCUGAGGGAGGUGAUAGACCGGGAUUACGCAGGGGGAAUAAAGAGCAAGUUGGAUGAUACUUACCGCAAUGCUGGCAGUUCUUCUGUCCGUCCGGAGAAGCCCGAGCGGGAGAGUCGGUUGUCCCUUGUGAUUCUGCUAAAUGACCUGGACAUUUCGUUAUCCCAUAUAGACAGACUGAUAAAAGACCUUUUGGCCCAUCCUGCAGGUACACAAUUAUACCUAGAUGUUGAACAACAAGGAGUCAAAUCAGCAAUAAUGAGCCUGUCUAGGUCGACUGCAAAAUUUGCCGCAACACUCAAAACUGGCAUAGAACAACUGUUCAACCAGCUGAUGCGCACUAAACUGCGCACCCUCAUCCCCGAUGUGUACAAAGACGUUUCAUAUAUCCUAGACGAAAGCAAUUACGGGAAUGCGGAACAUCAAGGCGUCAUCCGGAAGCGCUUCACUAAACUCUGGGAGGGGUUAGCAGACGGCUAUAAAGGCACAUUCACUGAGAACAACUACCGGGUAUUAUUUGGUUUGGCCUUGGAUACCAUCCUUCGUCCAUGGGAGAAACAUAUUUUGACGCUUCAUUUCUCCGAGUUGGGUGCCGUGCUUUUUGAUCGAGACCUCCGAUCCAUCAUAGCAUAUCUGUCGUCUCAAACGACAUUCGGUGAUAUUCGAGAGAAAUUUGUACGCUUACAGCAAAUCUCGUUGCUCCUGAAUUUGGAUAAUGGUGAAGAUGUGGAAGCGUUCUACAAUGGGUCAGGGGUCCCCUGGAGAUUAAGUAUCCAGGAAGCCAAGAGCAUAGUGGGUCUCAAGAUAUAG
Molecule: messenger RNA, 2250 nt
Organism: Pisolithus orientalis
Lineage: Eukaryota; Fungi; Basidiomycota; Agaricomycetes; Boletales; Pisolithaceae
Product: COG4 transport protein-domain-containing protein
Exons: 12
Coding region: 1-2250 (749 amino acids)
Source: RefSeq, a predicted model, not a curated record